Molecule: messenger RNA, 1527 nt
Organism: Canariomyces notabilis
Lineage: Eukaryota; Fungi; Ascomycota; Sordariomycetes; Sordariales; Chaetomiaceae
Exons: 2
Coding region: 64-1527 (487 amino acids)
Biological process (GO): DNA-templated transcription initiation
Cellular component (GO): RNA polymerase I complex
Source: RefSeq, a predicted model, not a curated record
CCAGAGUGGAAAUUUGCUUUGGACUCCUAACCGUUACAGAACUUCUCAGCAUUGGUGCCCAUCAUGUCUGCACCAACCGGCGAUGGCUCACAGCCAGAAGUGACAGCAAGCAGUAGAAAAUCAGAGGGCAAGCAAAAAAGAGCGAAAUCCGAGCACAAAAAGAAGCGUGCCCGGGAAGAGGACCAUGCGGCAGCCGUUGAAGAGACGCCCAGAAAAUUGAAGAAGACCAAGAACGAAAGCGGUCACGAAGAUGAUCAGGCCCCGCAAACAAGUCAGUCACUGAUUCUUAUGGAGGAAUCACCAAAGAAGAAGAAGAAGCGGCAUAAUACGAAUCCCGACACAAGCAGCCAAGAUCAAGUCGCAGUAGACCCAGGGCAAUCUUCGGCCGAUGGAAUGGAGCUUGAUUCAACUAGGGAGGUUGCAGAAGAGAACACAGGCCAUGAGUCGCAUAAGAGAAAGAAGGAGAAGAAGGAAAAGAAGUCGAAGAAGCACCAGGUUCCAGAGCACGAACCUAGCAUAGCGCAAGAAGAUCCCGUUCAGGCCGAUACCGCAACCGCCACCAUUCCACCGGACGAGGGAGUGAAGGAGAGGAAGAAACGAAAGAGCAAGGAUAAACCAAAGGCGGACUCGAGGACAGACGCGGCGGUAUUAUCACAAGAGUCUCAGCCUGGCCGAGAAGUAAUCCCCGAAUUCCAUACCGACCCCGAUUUCCCCUUCUUUAUGCAGAGCAUAUCGCUCUAUGUCCCGUUCUUCCCUGUUGGGUUCGAUAAACCCUUAACAAAUGUUGCAGCCCAGCACCUGGAUCCUUUACUCAAUCAUUACUCUCCUCUGCUACGUGGUGUUCUCCUCGGCUACUCAAACCUCAACCUCUCGGACAGGCCAGCCAAGGCCAGCAUCCGCCACCCGCCAACCGACCAGACUCCCGCCCUGCUGCAUUCGAUUGACGAGUACGCAGUGGGGUUUGGUUGGCUAACGUUUGAUGCGCACUUGUUCGUCCCCGCCCGAGGGAAAUGGAUGGAAGGGAUUCUGCAGCUUCAGAGCGAGGGACAUAUUGGCGUGGUCUGCUGGAACAAGUUCAAUGCCAGCAUCGAGGCAAAGCGGCUACCCAAGGGAUGGAGAUGGGUCGAGCUGGAUCCUAAGCAAAACGACCUCGAUGGCGAGGAGCUUCAGGUCGUGGAACAAAUUCACACCACGGGCUACUGGGUUAACGAACGGGGGCGGAAGGUGAGCGGCAAGCUCCGGUUCCGUAUCAAGAACUUUGAUGUCGGCCUCGCCGGCGACUAUGGCUACCUUAGCAUUGAAGGGACGUUCCUGAACGACGAUGAGGAGCGGGCGCUAGCAGCCCAGGAACGCGAGCUGGAGCGGGCUCGUCGUGCCAAACAGAACCCUAACGGUCUCCUCCGGCCCCUCUCGAGGCGCGUGCCCGAGUUCAGCAUGACGAAGUUUGGGAGGGAAGACGAGGAAGAAGACGGCGGACAGCGGACUGUCCUGUACAAGGGUAGCCGGCCCGUUACGCCCGAUGACUAG